This is a messenger RNA of Mastomys coucha (southern multimammate mouse), 1609 nucleotides long. It is a transcript of the gene Tex44, whose product is annotated as testis expressed 44. The transcript has a single exon. The coding region runs from base 66 to 1520 and encodes 484 amino acids. The record is from RefSeq and is a predicted model, not a curated record. Lineage: Eukaryota; Metazoa; Chordata; Mammalia; Rodentia; Muridae.
GGACAACGGAGCCUAGCAGAGCCAAGCCACUCCUUCCCAACCACCAUAAGUAGCAGGGGGCAUAGAUGACCACUGAGCCCUUGGAAGACCCUGAAGCCAGCAGCAGUUCUGCAGAUGUUCUGCCUAAGGCCUCCUCAGAUGACAACGCCCAUGAAAACGCUGCAGAUCUACCCGGAGAGUCCGAAGGACCAGACUCCCUGCCUGAUGACGUCCCACCGGGAGACAUCUACAAAGCACUACAGCAGGAUGUAGAUCAAGCCUCUGAUGAGAAAAACAUUGCUGCAGAGCAAGAUGAAGAGCAGGCCUUCAUUCAGAUGGACACCUUCAUGAGACAGGAUGAAGACCAGGCCUCCAUGCAGAUUAACACAAUUAUUGAGCAGGAUGAAGACCAGGCCUCCAUGCUGACUGCCACCUUGGUGAGACAGAAUGAAGACCAGGCAUCUAUGCAGACUGCCACCUUGGUGGGACAGGAUGAAGACCAGGCCUCCAUGCAGAUGGACACCUCCACAGGGCAAGCAGUAGAGCCAGCCAUCUCCAUGGCUACAGCAACUUCUGGGGUCAAAGAUGAGAGCCCAGAUACUGCAAGUCAGAGCCAGGACAAUCCUAAAGAGAUCACAUCUCUGCUGCCCCAAGACUCAGGUGUCCUGCAAAUGUUUGUGGGUUUCCAGAGCCCAGUGUGGGACAGGCUAGCUGAAAACAACCGUACAAGUUGGAGCCGGACGGUCUCCCCAAGUGACUCUCAGACCCAGGAACAGACAUUAGGAAGGCCGGAUGUUCCAGAAGGGCAGCCAGAGAAGGCUCCAAAUGCUGGCGUCCCAUCUGUCCCGCCUGAAUAUGUCCAGCCUUCUGUGGGAGCUACUGACCCAUCUCCUUCAGAUACUAGCGGUCCUGACCCAGAACCCAGGACUCCCACCAACUCUGCUGAGCAGGAAGCUGAAGGUGCCAAGGACUUGAACCCUGAGAGCAAAGCUAGAUCCCCAGGGCAGACCAGUGAGGAUUUAGCUGCUGCCUCAACGAUCCCUCAGGCCCCACCUGUUCCAGGCUCCCCAGCAGGCAGUCCACCUCCCUCUCCAGAUUCCUACCAGGUGGCCCUGGGCAGGAACCUUCUGGACCCCAAUCUGUAUAGGCCUGAUGUGGAGAAUGACUACAUGCGCUCCAUGACCAGCCUGCUGGGUUGUGGAGAGGACUCCAUCAGCUCCCUCACAGACAUCCUGGUGUGGUCAGACACAGCCACGCGAAUGGGUGUGGCUAUGGGCAUUCUGGCCUCAGGCUGCCGCUCUCCAGCUGACAGGCUACAAGAAGAGGGACCCCGCCUGCGCUCUGUUGCCAGCCUCUUUCGCAGUGCCAGGUCAGCUUUCUCCUCUGGGGUGAUGUCUGGAACUGGCUCAGCCCUGCGCUCUGUCACACACCUGCUGGAGUCUGUGGAGAGACGUACUAUGGAAGGCAUCCAUUCAGCUAUGCACUUCUUGGGCCAUCACUUCACCUCACGCUGGGCCCGCACUGGCUCCAAUGGUGACUAGACCAGCAAGCCCCCUACUCCUUCCCCAACCCUGCACUAGAUAACUGCCUCCUGCCUUUCAGUAAAUAACCACAAGCGUUUAUUUUCUAA